AUGGUAUACGACUCGCCCAAGAAAUGGCCGGCUCCGGACAAUCGAUUGAUCUCAUACCGGUUCUUCCUGCACUUCGCAGACUUCAUAGACUACAUCAGAGAAGGCGUCAAAGCAGCAUAUCCCGACGACACGGCCUAUCCUUGGGUCACCAUACGCACCGAUCCUUGGUGGGAAGAUACCCUCAAAAGGCUCGCCUGGCUAUUUGGCGAGCUUGCGAGGGCAUGCGCGCUCUCGCCAAAAGCAAGCAAAGAUCUCAGCAUCAGGUGGAUUAUCUUCAAAUCUCCUUCGCUGGGAUCUUCGCUGGGGUACAAAGCCCUCGGAGGCGAUGGAUCGCUCCAAGUCACCAAGAUCUUGGAUUGUGGGAUGGUUAUGGAAGCCUUCAUGACCAGGACCUUGCUUAGUAAGAGGCCGAUUGCACAGGGCUUGAUUCGCGGUUGUGUUCUUGAGAGACUGCGGCUCGAGGUAGCACCGCUCCAGGAGGUACUUUACAGGCUGUGGUUCGUACGCAGCCGGCCGAAGCGCGCCAUGUGCUGUCUGGACGCCAAUCUGUUGGAAGGAACCCGUGAGCAACUGUCACGGGAGAACGUCUGCGGAAAUGUAUCAGGGAUCAUGACAUGCACAUCAGUCGAUGGGAGCUACUUUGGUCCUUGGGAAGAACUAGAGUAG
Fulvia fulva is the source of this 666-nucleotide messenger RNA. RefSeq lists its product as uncharacterized. The transcript has 2 exons. The record is from RefSeq and is a predicted model, not a curated record. The coding region runs from base 1 to 666 and encodes 221 amino acids. Lineage: Eukaryota; Fungi; Ascomycota; Dothideomycetes; Mycosphaerellales; Mycosphaerellaceae.